GUUCCACAAGCUUUCUGGAGAUGGUUGUGGAAUUCCCAAAACAGUAUAGCAAAUGAUGAUCGCAAAAACAUCAUGUUUCUGUUUAGACAAAUAAUGUACGCUACCAGUGUAGAAGAAUAUGCAGAGAAUGUUAAUAAAUUUUUUAACUCAAAGUAUGUACAGAAUUAUCCAAAUCUAAUAGCACACGUAUCCAGUUUCUUAAAAAGAAAAGAAGAAUGGUGUAUGUGUUAGAGACUGGAUGUUCGAAAUCUUAGCCAUAAUACAAACAAUUAUUCAGAAGCUACAGUAAGGAUAUUAAAAGAAAUAAUUCUGACAUGCCUCAAAGCAUUCAACUCAAUAGCUUUAUUAGAAUUUGUGCUUAAAAUUUUGGAAAAGUAUUUAUCUAAAAGACUGCUAGAUAUCGUGUUCGAUCGCUUGAAGAAACCACAUUUGCUUUUCAAAAGUAUAUUGAUAAAGGGCAAAAAAUAAUUGAAGAGUGUACAGUGGAAAAAGAAGACAAAAUUUACAUUGUGCAAUCACAAAAUGAUAACACAUAUUAUCAAGUUGAUAUUGGCAUAUGUAGUUGUCCUGUAGGAAUCCAAGGUGCUUUCUGCAAACAUCAGGCAGCUGUACACAUUAAAUUUGGUGUAACAUUUCCAAAUGCUCCCAUAUUAACCAUGCAAGAAAAGAAAAAUUAUUAUUGUAUUGCUGUAGGCAGUACAAAUGUUUGUAUGAGCUUUUUAGAACCAAUGACACCUGGUCCCAGUCAUUCCAGUCAAACUACAGAUAUUAUGGAAAUAGAUCCAUAUACCGAACAAGAAAAUGCUAACAGCUUACAAUCUACAAAUACUUUUCUCAACUCUUUUUCUGAUACUGUUGUAAACAGCCAUGGAGACACAUUCAAUUCAUCAUGCAUAUCAACAACAGAGAAAUCAGUAUCUUCAGAAAAUGCUAGCAUCAUAUCAAAAUUUCGAAGUGAAAUGGAUCGCCUAGCCAACCUCAUGGAAAACAACCCUGAUACUGGUAUUUUAAAUUUGACAGAAAAAUUUUUUGCAUAAAACUAAAAAUAUUUGUACAACAUCAGAUUUAUAUCAUUUUUUUUUUUUUUUACCAAUACUCAAAAAACAAAUCAACUUUUCGUUUUGGCCGAAAAAUUAAAGUGCAGCCAACUUCAAUAGCUUGACGAAAAGCUUCAUCAUCAAGAGGCAGUUUAACUGUUCGAAGACCUCGAACAGGCAUUAGCAUAAAAUCAAAACGACCACGAUGUCUUAUACAAAAUAUUUUACAAAAUCGUCCAAAUGCUAUAAGCCAUGAAGAAGGUCACUAGCAUAUUUUAGUUGAAUUAGUUAUGGUAUUGAAUGUAUUUACUUUUUUAUAUUUAUAUUGUUGUAUUUACUUUAAAUUGAUAGAAAUAAAAUAAGAAUAUAUUUAAUUUCAGAAAUUAUAUAUAUGUGCCUAAUUAAACAAUAAAUGAUUUUAUUUUGAAAGACACAGUUUUAAUUAUGCAAAACUUAUAAACUGAAGAUUUUUCUGUCAUGCAAAACAUUAUCUAACACUAUAUCAUAUUUUACAAGGUAUAGGCAACUUAUAACAAACAAAAGAAAAUUGGAAUAAAAAUAUGUUCAUAUUUAAUGACUAAGGCCACAAUAGGCAAUUGAAACUAACUUUGAGUACCUGGCAGCAAAAUAUGAACUAUAUGUUCAGAUUUUGUAGCUUUAGUAAAACAAUUAUACCCAUUUUUUCAAACCAUUCAUUAUAAUACUGAAGGUUUAAUUAAUUUUCAGUGUUAUAGGUAACAAAUUAUAUUGCAGUUUAAAAAUUUCUGCUGUAAUGAUAUAUUAAUCUCACAAUAUUGCAUAAAGUGAAAACUAUAUUGUAUUUCAAAGAUUUCUAUGUAUGGUAAAUGUUAUUGUCAUACAUAAUUUCCAUUCUAAUGCAUAAAUUUCUACAUACAACUAUGUAGGGUACCAAAUACAUUUUAAUCUGAUAAAAUCAACAUUUGCA
This is a messenger RNA of Stegodyphus dumicola, 1983 nucleotides long. RefSeq lists its product as uncharacterized. Lineage: Eukaryota; Metazoa; Arthropoda; Arachnida; Araneae; Eresidae. The record is from RefSeq and is a predicted model, not a curated record.